GUCAAGCUGGGAACUGCCUGACUUGAGGGAAGGGAGAGUAAAAGCCAUCAGUGACUCAGAUGGGGUGAGCUACCCCUGGUACGGGAACACUACAGAAACUGUGACCCUGGUUGGCCCCACCAACAAGAUCUCCAGGUUCUCCGUCAGCAUGAAUGAUAACUUUUACCCCAGUGUGACAUGGGCAGUGCCAGUGAGUGACAGCAACGUGCCACUUCUCACAAGAAUCAAGAGGGACCAAAGUUUUACCACCUGGCUGGUGGCCAUGAACACCACCACAAAGGAGAAGAUCAUUCUGCAGACCAUCAAGUGGAGGAUGAGAGUGGACAUUGAAGUGGACCCCCUGCAGCUGUUGGGGCAGCGGGCCCGGCUCGUGGGCAGGACUCAGCAGGAGCAGCCCCGGAUUCUGAGCCGGAUGGAACCCAUCCCCCCUAACGCACUAGUGAAGCCCAAUGCCAACGAUGCCCAGGUCCUCAUGUGGAGGCCCAAGCGGGGGCCACCUCUGGUUGUGAUACCUCCUAAGUAGAAGCAGACUGCCCAACUGUGUGUGGAACACAUGCCAUUGAGACACGCAGUGGGGUUGCCAGGGGUGGCAGGAGCCAAACUGAGUUUCUGAGCCAAAGCAGACCUCUUGGUUUGCCAGCCUCUGCAGCUACUUGUGAAGAGUACAGCUGCUCCUUGGGUGGUAGAACCAUAUCCCUUAGGAAAAGCCCCUUCUUCUUAGGAAUAAAGAAAUCACUGAUUUGACAGACUUGCUGUGAUUACCAUGCAAGUAGCCAUAUUUUGCAGCUGACCGGGAUGAUUCUUUUAUUUGAACUAUUGACCAUUUCUUUCCUGUGAGAUGCAGGGGAUGUAAAUGAAACUAAACAGUGCCUGUGGCGGAUGCUGCUUCCCAACCAAUUAGAAGCCCGAGUGGAAACAUCCACACCAGGUGUUCGUAAGACAGUCCCCAUGUGUGUGACUGGAGGGUGUUGGGGAGUUGGGUGAAAGAUACUGGGUGAUGGGGAGAGAGAAGACGAAGUUGUUGCUGCAGAUUAAUAUCAGUUAUUAGUUGAUGAUCAGAUUGUCGACACACCCACUGGAACGAGAGGAACACUUAAACUGGAAAGGUGGUGGUGGUGUGAGCCCUUUGCCCUGAGUGAGAACUGUCCUGGGAACUGUCCAAAGUGCUGAUGUCAGCAACCCUGGUGGAGCCACACUGCUUCCAUCCACUCCCCUCUUUCCAAAGAGAGGGCUCAUUCUAAGUGUUGUCAGUCACGGUAUUGGACAUGUAGUUCCCGUUUUUUCUGUAGUAACGAUGGCACUGGGUCCCUCCUGAGAUUUUAGUGACUCAAUCUGUGACUUCGUUUACAGCUACAGAUUCCUCACCAACCCUCAAUUUACAAAGAUGUAUAGCCACCCAUUCAUGUAGGGCUUCGGGAACAUCUCAACAAACGAGAACAAUACUUUCAAGUCUUAGUCUCUGAAUUGUUUGGGCUCGGGAAAUGCACACAUCUGUGCAUGCACUUGUGUAUUCAGAGAUAAUAGCAGCUAGUCUUGCCAGUAGUGCCUGAAUAUUCAUCAAUGGCCUUUAAACACACAUAGUACACACACUGUAAGUCCACAUAGGUUAACGUCAGCUAUACUUAUAAAAAUUCAACUUUAACUGCUUGUUCAGCCGUAGGAUGAAAAUUCUUCCUACUUGUUUAGUGAAAAUCUGAGCACUUACCUUGAACAAACUUGUGUUGCUGAGACCCAGCCAAGAAAGGUGGGAAGCCAAAUGUCCUUUAGUCAGGCAGUGUAAGACUCUCUGAAAGGUUUCCAGUAUUUACAGAUUUCCAAUCCUUUCCUAAAUCAUCCUCCCCACACACAAAAAAGAGAGUUUUCCUUGUUAUUCUUAAUAGUGAAGAUUGUGAGAUAGAUCCUUCCUUGUUCAGAAACUCCCCGUGCAAACGAACUACAGAAUUCUCACAAUGUGGUACAUUGAAUAAGUAAAUUCUUCAAGACUAAUUUCAGAGAUGAGAGAUGCCAAGUCUGGAGCCAUUAUACAGAUCCUGUCAUUGUCUCCAAAUCUGCCAGAGUUUGGGGACAGAGAAUGCUAACCCCGGAGGCUUGCUCAUUGCUUUUUUCUUUAAAUGCACUGCAGUCUAAUUUCUUUCAUGCUCUUGCCCCAGAGGAUGCUACUCAUAAUUAUAUAGCACUAACUUCACACCCCAAUCAUCAGCUUCUCUUUCAUAGACUAGUUACUAAUGGCAAGACAUUUCUAACAAUGCAUCAAUGCCCAUUGGUGAUUUGCACAAACUCUAUCUGGAAAUAAUUCUGUUUAGAAAUAAUUCAGCUAUUACUUUUGGAUUCCCCUGUCCCUUCCCCAUGCUUCCCUACUUUUUCAUGGCAGAGCUGACCUCAGAGAGCUACAGGCUGAAGAGUAAAGCUGCUUAUUUUCCAUGCUGACAUCAGAAACACCAAUCUCUCCCUCGUUGAAUUAGAUGCCACUUUCAUGAGAUUUGGGACGGUGGAUGCUGAUCUUGGAAUGCAAACCACUUUAAGAAAACCUGAUUUUUUUAACAUCUAAAAUUGUAACAACAGAUGAAUAAGAAAGAGUUUAUAUUAAAAAUCCUGUGCAAGGUUUCAGUCUUUAAAUGUCCCUAGAACAUUAAGAUAUGACUCACACAAUUAUAUUUCCAUAAAAUAUAACUUUUCAAAGAGCUGUCUAUACUUACAAAGAAGGUGCAGCAUUUGCUUACCUAGACUUAUUCCUCCUUAAGAAGAAUCACUCCAGAUUUUUAAAAUAAAUUACCCCCAGGUGAUUUUCUGGGAAAUGUUAUAAUGAAAAAAUAUGGGAAAGGGCUUAUAAAAGGUAAAAGCACUAUGCAAAUAUGCAUUACCAUUGUCACUUGUUACUUCUGUAAACUCUCUCUCUCUCUCAGUUUGAAGUCAAUCUGGCAGAACACUCAAUUUCCCAGUAGCCAAUUAUGUUAAAGUUAUCAUUGUUUUACAAGGAGAUGACUCCCUUUCUCGAUAUCUGUGGAUCAUUGCCUUUUAGCUUAGUCAGGAUAUUGUCAAGCAAAGGGCUCUCUUACGGGCAAGAAUUAACCUUGAGAUCUCUGCUAGGGUCACCUACAUCUUCCCAUCGGCCUGCAUUCCCUUGAGAACAGAUGGUCUGUUGCCAGACAUCAGUUUCAAAGGGGGCUCAUUCUGUGUCUUUGGUGUUAGUGUGGUGGUCUCCAGACUAUAUCUGGGUUCUGUAUAGGUUUCUUAGUGGCACAACAGCUUUAACCUCUUGUAUUUGAAACAACAUUUCAUCAGAUCUUAAAUGAGGUCACCUUUGAGAUCUUCUAGUCCAUGAUCUCCAAGGAAAUUGAGACCCAUUUUAAUUAGGUCAUCUAUUCAGGAUCACAAACCUAAUCAGCACAGGCCAAGAGAAGGCCCGAGUCUCCCAGAUCCCAGCUUACAAUACAGGCACAUUACCUGGGACCUGGGGUCUUCCCUUGUCUCCAGCCAGAAACACUGUCAUUGUCCCAGAAUCAUUCACCCACAAAUCAAUUAGCCUAGAAAUGAAAAACAAUUGGGUCCAGAACCCUUUCAUUACAAUGUUGAAAAAAUGAACAUUCCAGAUUGCUUUCUGUCUGUGACAGCUGUUUUGAUACUAAACCCUUAAUCUUUGUUCUCUGCUGUAUGCAUACCAUAUCCUCAGGUCAUUGCUGUAGUCCACAACACAUCGGAGGCUGGAGGCUGGUCCCCUUUCUGCUUUCCUUCCAAUGAAUCAUUUUGGAUUCCACCCCCACCCC
Messenger RNA from Cricetulus griseus (Chinese hamster), 3764 nucleotides. The record is from RefSeq and is a predicted model, not a curated record. Lineage: Eukaryota; Metazoa; Chordata; Mammalia; Rodentia; Cricetidae.